GUCACAAUGUCCCCGUCAUAAACCAGGAGUCAUCAGGUUCUAAGACAACGGUGUUCGGGGCUGUCUGUCACCACGAGCGGCCGGACAGCAGGUCGCACCCGUGUUCGCUCAGGAUCUCCUGCGCCGAUGGAAGUCUACGGAUCCCUGCGACCUUGUUCCUCUGGAUUCUUACCGAGCCUGACCACCAUGAGAGACAGCUACAAGGGCUUCAGUGCCACGCAGCUUCAGCCACAGCAAGUCAGCUUCGACCUAACGGGAAGCGGGAAGUCCAAACCCAGGCUGGUCUCUGUUCAGCGGAAAUCCACGGAGCCGUUCGAGACCCAUUGGGGAGGGGAACAGCUCAUUAGGAUGCCGCCUCUCAAACCGAACCCGGUGGCCAUGUGUCAGAUCACCCGGGAAGAUUGGCUGCGCGCCAACAACGUAAACUUCCGGCGCUUGGAGAGCAGCAGGCGGCACGCGGAAAGCUUCUGGCGCGAGACCUCCCGAUUGAUCCAGAGUAAAGAGCAGCUUACGCGGCGAACGCAGUCUGACAGCUCCCGGUGGAUCGGUGAACGGAUAACGGAAAUCUCGUUCUGGCGGAGCGAGCUGGGGUUCGAGCUCGAGCAGCUUCUCCGGGACACGGAGAGGCUACGUCAGGUCAAGUUUCGGUUGGACAGGGCCUUAAAGGAGACCGACGGACCACUGCAGAUGUCCCAGGAGUGCCAGUUCCAGUGUCAGAACCUCAACGACGGAGUCAUCGAUGUAGUGGAGAAAGAACUGGUGCAGAGCCCCCUCCUGAGAUGA
Molecule: messenger RNA, 783 nt
Organism: Oncorhynchus gorbuscha (pink salmon)
Lineage: Eukaryota; Metazoa; Chordata; Actinopteri; Salmoniformes; Salmonidae
Product: tektin-3-like
Exons: 3
Coding region: 127-783 (218 amino acids)
Biological process (GO): cilium movement involved in cell motility; cilium assembly
Cellular component (GO): sperm flagellum; nucleus; microtubule cytoskeleton
Source: RefSeq, a predicted model, not a curated record